Molecule: messenger RNA, 1124 nt
Organism: Monodelphis domestica (gray short-tailed opossum)
Lineage: Eukaryota; Metazoa; Chordata; Mammalia; Didelphimorphia; Didelphidae
Gene: PSME2
Product: proteasome activator subunit 2
Biological process (GO): regulation of proteasomal protein catabolic process; positive regulation of endopeptidase activity; regulation of G1/S transition of mitotic cell cycle
Cellular component (GO): cytoplasm; nucleoplasm; proteasome activator complex
Molecular function (GO): endopeptidase activator activity
Source: RefSeq, a predicted model, not a curated record
AGGCGGGUCUUUCCUUUUAGGAGGCGUGGCCUUGGGCGGGGGGCGGGGUUAAAAAGAAGGUAGAUGGCUCGGUUUGGGACAGUAACCUGUGAGCUAUAAGAAAGACACGGGCCCUUCCCCCGCCUCUCGCUCUUUCCCAGAUGUCUGCGGCGUCCCAAAGCCUUGCCUCUUCUCCAGUAGGGGGAUUCCUUUCUCCAAGGUCGUCGCAUCUCGGGAGGACCAGCAGGGGGCUCCCGGGAGAUCAGGGGCCCGACCCCUGCCGGCUGGGGCGGAGCUGCCAAUGGGGAGUGAAAGUGAAAGCCGGAUUCCAAGGUGGGGAGCGGGGAGACCUCGGAGCUUCUUCUGGCUCAGGGCAGCAUGGCCAAAGCUUGUGGGGUGCGGCUGAGCGGGGAGGCCCGCAAGCAGGUGGAUGUGUUUAGGCAGAAUCUCUUCCAAGAGGCCGAGGAGUUCCUUUCAACUUUCCUACCACAGAAAAUCAUACAACUGAAUCAGCUUUUGAAGGAGGACUCCUUCAAUGUAGUUGAUUUGACCUCCCUUCGAGCACCAUUGGACAUCCCUAUUCCAGAUCCUCCCCCCAAGGAUGAUGAGAUGGAGACAGACAAACAAGAGAAGAAAGAGGUCCCCAAAUGUGGCUUCCUCCCUGGGAAUGAGAAAGUCCUGGCACUGCUUGCUCAAGUUAAGCCAGAGGUCCGGACCCUCAAAGAGAAAUGUAUUCUGGUGAUCACCUGGAUCCAGCACCUGAUCCCCAAGAUUGAAGAUGGCAAUGAUUUUGGGGUGGCCAUCCAGGAAAAGGUUCUAGAACGAGUGACAGCAGUGAAAACCAAAGUGGAAAGCUUUCAGACAACUAUUGCCAAAUACUUCUCUGAACGUGGAGAUGCUGUGGCCAAGGCCUCAAAGGAGACUCAUGUGAUGGAUUAUCGGGCCUUGGUACAUGAACGAGAUGAGGCAGCCUAUGGGGAACUUCGGACUAUAGUGCUGGACCUCCGUUCUUUCUAUGCUGAGCUCUAUCACAUUAUCAGCAGCAACCUAGAGAAGAUCACCAACCCAAAGGGUGAAGAGAAGCCAUCCAUGUACUGAGCCCCAGGGCCACAAAGGAAAUAAAUCAACUUAACUCUUGUAACAAA